Molecule: messenger RNA, 1012 nt
Organism: Benincasa hispida (wax gourd)
Lineage: Eukaryota; Viridiplantae; Streptophyta; Magnoliopsida; Cucurbitales; Cucurbitaceae
Product: BTB/POZ domain-containing protein
Biological process (GO): ubiquitin-dependent protein catabolic process
Source: RefSeq, a predicted model, not a curated record
AUUUGGCCUUUUUGAUAACUUAGACUAUAAUUUAGCCAAAAGUUUGUUGUGAAUGUGAUGUCAAAAGGAAGACCAAAACGAAGAAGAAUCGAAAGCUUUUUUUCUUCAGAGGGAGAGAGAACAAGAAUCUCUCUCAAGUUCGAGCGAAAUGAAGAAGGAAGAGACUGUAAAAUUGAUCAGCGCCGAGGGUUUUGAGUUCGUGAUUCACAAGGAUGCUGCCAUGGUUUCUCAGACGAUUCGAAAUAUGCUUACUUCCCCAGGCAAUUUUGCUGAAUCGCAGCACAGAGAAGUGACUUUUCCUGAGAUUAGCACCACCAUUCUCGAGAAGAUUUGCCAAUAUUUUUACUGGAAUCUUCAAUUCGCCAGUGGGAAAGAGACCGAGUUCCCUAUUGAACCAGAAUUGACUCUUGAGUUGAUGAUGGCUGCCAACUAUCUCCAUACAUGAAAUAUGUAACCUCUCUGCAUUCUUCCACCCGUAAUCAGGAAUACAUACUUGUGGAUGAUAUUGUUGUUUCAUUUCACUCAUUGGAACUCCAUGUCAACUACUGAGCACUGGAUGAUCAUUUAAAGCUGUGGAUUAAAGAAUCUGGAUGUUGAGUACUUACCUAGCCUCACUCAGAUGAGAAAUAGUAUUACACCUAAGCCAUCUUUGUUUCCAUAAUCUUUUGUUUUAAGGAGAUAUUGGUUGAUGGAUCUUCAGAAAUUACAUUUUGGUAAAGUCAUGUGUUGUUGUAGGACUUUAGAUUUUGGCUUAAAGCAUUAAAUCAACUAAUAAACGUUCGAGUCGAAGAAUCACUCUUGGGUCCAUUUUGAUAGAUUCUACUUGAUUGAUUACCUAGAAUGAGUUAGAAUCUCCAAUUUCAUCCAUUGUACUAUUUUAUCAUCUUGGAAGCUCCAUUAUAUUUCAAAAUUAGAACUACUUUUCUCUUCCCCUCUUCAUGGCAAAUGUAAACUAAUAUCUACAUUCCCAAGGACAUUGGCCAUUGAACAUUUUUUGUUUUUUUUAGUACAA